AUGGAAACAGGAUGUUAUCUUUUUGACAUUCCCUGUGAGGAAUCAAACAACUUCUUCCCGUUAUCUUUGGUUCCCCUCCACAGGCUAUACUUCACACUGAAGAAGAAGGCUCCAGCGAUGUCGGUGACUGUCAGCCCGUGUGACCUCCCCAUCGAGUGGAACUUGGCUGCCCGCACCCUGAAGGACAAACCCCUCAAGAGCCUGCAGUGGAGCACCAAGAAGAGCACGCCCGAAGUGUGGUGGAGAGGUCCUGGGACUGAGGAGAAAAUACACAGCUUUACUGGCAAUGUAGUGGACACAUACAGGGGUCCUUCCUAUCCCCAUGCCUCCAUCUACAUCCUGAGGCUGCGGUCCAAACAGCAGAACACCAGAGUUACAGUGUACCUCCAUGAAGGCCUGGGGACCUCAGGAGCCUUCCCUCUGGUCCCAGCUGAUCCUCAAGUUCACACAUUAGGUGUAGGAAUGACAAGUGUCACCCUCAGCUGGGCGCCCAGUGCCUCGCUAACCAGCCUCCCACACACACAGAAAAGUUAUGAUUACUGCGUCCUUGUCAACUCUCAGCAAAACUACCCUAGCAUCUGCGCAGCCCGAGAGAGCAUGAGGAAAGAGAAAGACCAGAACCAGGAAAAGAAAGAGAGGAGGAGGAGAGUCACAGUGUGGCCAAUUUUGAAAGAAUGGUGGUGGCAGCAGUGGGACGCUUAUCCUGAGCCCCAAAGUCCACCUUCUUCCCUCACCGAUGAGUAUGCUGAUCUCCAGUGUGUAUGUCAAGGGACAGAGAGUGUUUGCACUGUCUCCGAGCUCCUACCUGACACCCAGUAUUACUUUGACGUCUUCAUAAUCGACAGGCUGAAUGGGACCAGCAUGGCCUACAAAGGGGCAGUUGCUCGGACGCAUGAGGAGGCUCAGCCGGCGAUCACCACGCUGAGAGAGGGGGAGCUGAGGUGGGUGACCUUCAAUGACAGAGGGUCCAACUCGGAGCAGUUCUUCAGUUUCAAUCCACGGGGCUGGCAGCAGAGUGGCCUCCUAACCCUGCAGAGCUGCGGUGGAGGUGAAAAAGUCAAGGUCACAGUGUCCAGUAAAGGUCAGGUUUUGACCUCUCAGGCUGUGGGAGGUGAUUUAGUGCAGAUUUGGCUCCAGGGAAGUCCCUCUUAUCUUAUCCACUUGGAGAGAGAAGGAGCCACCACAGAGAAGAUCUCUGCUGCUGCAGAUCCAGCUCUACCAGGAGGUCUGAUGGCUUCAGUCAAAAUUCAGACCUCCUCAGCCUACCACCGCAGAGGCGUCCCGUCACUGCCACCCACCUUGCAGAUAAAAUCCUUCAACCGGUUGCGUGGGUGCAACACUGUCACCCUGGCGUGGAUGGGCACAGAGGAAAGAAGCCUGUACUGUGUGUACCGCCGAAAGCUGGGAAAAAGUGAAGCAGAUGCUGGAGGAGUAUCAGCUCUAACUGCACCCUGUCUGGGGCCAGAGUCCCGCUCUGACACCGAGAGAGUUCUCUGCAAGUAUUUCCAGGAGCUGAAUCCUCGGCGGGCCGUCACUACAGCUGUGAUCGGGGGCCUGGAGCCAGGGAUGGCCUAUGUGUUUGAUGUCUAUCUAAUGAGACGCUGGGGGAUCCCUAUCAAGUACGCCAGCAAGAUGGUGAAGACCAGAAAGGAAUGCUGAGCUGCCGCCCCCUACAGGAGCUUUUAAGACUGUCCCUGUUCAGGGGAAAAUGCAUCGGCCAUGGACAUGCUAUAAAGACUGACCAUGAGAACAAAGCCAUUUGACUGUUUUGGAGAGACUGUUACCAUAGCAAGGAAGUAUUCCCUCUGGAGGAGCAAUGGUUAUAUUCAAACUUAACUUGCACUCCAUGCAAGUGGAUGGAAAGCAUAUGAGAAGGAUCUGCACACCAGCAAAAGUUCAUAACAUUUACAAUACAACUCUUGUGCUUUUGUCAUUUUGUUUUUCAUUGUUGGUCAUGAUAAUGAUGUGCCAGUUGUCCAAGUGCUUAUUUUGUGUGUAAGUACAAAGGACAGAUGAGGUUUGUGAUGACAGAAAGUCAAUAAAAAAACAACAACAGAGACUGUGCCAAAUAUGCAACAGAAACAGAUGGGGCAAUAAUUGGAUAACAUCUAAGACAGGGGGAUUUGCAGUGUAUAUCUCCAGUGCUGCAUAUUGUACAGGCUUAUAAACACAGAUGGGUGCAAUCUACAGAUGCUUAGUUCAAAGUCAGUGUGUAUCUUUGUGUUCUGCUUUCGCAUGAAGCAGUGAAAAAUACUUAGUGACUUGCCUCAUUGUCUUUGAUGUAUUCUUGUGCUGCUUCAAACGCACCA
Thunnus maccoyii (southern bluefin tuna) is the source of this 2309-nucleotide messenger RNA. It is a transcript of the gene ndnfl, whose product is annotated as neuron-derived neurotrophic factor, like. Gene Ontology annotation, biological process: extracellular matrix organization. The record is from RefSeq and is a predicted model, not a curated record. NCBI's taxonomy places the organism in Eukaryota, Metazoa, Chordata, Actinopteri, Scombriformes, Scombridae. Gene Ontology annotation, molecular function: protein binding. The transcript has 2 exons. Bases 1 to 1659 code for a protein of 552 amino acids.